AUGUUUCCAAGAACUAUUAAACUUUCAAUAAGCUUAUUGCGGCCAGAAAAGUUACAGUUAACACUAAAUUCGGGAAUAAAAUAUUUCCCUCCACCAAAAAACUAUGAUGAUAUUGAGAUACCAGAACGUCCAAGGCUUAGAAUAUUUGACAAAGUGCCACUUUACCCCCCAAACCUAAAACCACCUAAAAUGCAAAAACGCCUUCGUUAUAUGAGGGGACCAGAAACUUUACAUAAUACUUUACAACUGAAACAAUAUGGUGUAGUGGCUACAGGUGGUGGUAGAUUACGACAUGAACAUUUUGAAAUGGUUCGUCUCCAAGUUGCCAGGAGGAUAGAUAUGAAGAGGAUGUUUGCUAUUUGGAGAGUGGAUCCUCCAUGGCAGCCUGUUACGAAGAAAGGUCAAGGGCAGCGUAUGGGUGGUGGAAAAGGAGCCAUUGACCAUUAUGUUACUCCUAUAAAGGCUGGCAGAAUCAUAUUUGAAGUUGGUGGCAAAUGUGAAUAUGCAGAGGUAUAUGAUCUCUUAAGAAUAGUGUCAGAAAGAUUGCCUUUUAAAGCAGAGCCAGUAUCACAGGAGAUUAUGGAGAAAAAAGCAGCAGAUGAAAAAUGGAAAGAAGAAAAUAACCUAAAUAAGUACACUAUGAAGUAUAUUAUACAAAAUAACAUGGGUGGAUGUCACAAGUUCCUCUCUAAAUAUGACCACAAAUGGUGUGGGAAAUAUAUU
Molecule: messenger RNA, 723 nt
Organism: Brenthis ino (lesser marbled fritillary)
Lineage: Eukaryota; Metazoa; Arthropoda; Insecta; Lepidoptera; Nymphalidae
Source: the annotation of a GenBank genome assembly